UCACCACAACGAAACCAAAACGUGUGCUUUUCAUUUCUGCAGGGGAAAGCUUCUCUCUUUUGAGCCCAUAUGUUUCUGGGUGAGGACUCAAGGCGAAGAAGAAGAAGAAGAAAAACCCCAAAUUUCUCUGAUCAUCCAAGAAAGGGAAACCAAGCAGCGAGCUUUUGAUGCAGAAAAAUAUGGCGCAUGACACACGAUCUAGUCGGAAAGUCAAGGAUGACGAGAGUAACAAUUCAAUCGGGAGGCAGAUUAGUAGUAAAGGAUCCAGUACUUCCGGCUCCUCAACGUCAGAUACACCUGUCUUAAGAAGGUCUUCUAGAGAAACAUUGUUGAAGAAAAACAACACUCUGAGCCCUUCUAGUACUCGGAAGUCUGAACAACUUGAGAAACCAAUACCUGAAACUCCUCCAGCUAAGAAGAAAUCUGAGAUAGUUGAGAAUAAGUCCACGCCAAGUCCUUUAAGGAGGUCCGAGAGAGGCAAGACUCACUCAUCCACUUCUUCUGCAUCUAAAACAUCUAAUAACAGCUUGGAUUCAUUAUUAAUGAAGGGGAUUAGGGAAAAGAAAGAGAAGACUGUGAAAGAAUUGACCUUGGGAACUAAAGAACUUUGCAAAAGCGAGAAACAAAAUGUAGGACAUGGACUGGUCAAACAAAAAAGAUUGAACUCUCGUGCUUAUAUUGCAAGUCUCCUAAAACAUGCUAAAGCACCAGAUCAUGUUCCGAAGCAGAGUGAUGAACUUACACUGCAACCAUGUCAUAAUGCCAUAACUGAAGAUAUUGAUCAUGUGUCUGAAAGGGUACAUGUGGAUGGUACUGCAUUAAAGACGCCAGAGCUGACAACUUCUACAUCGAAUGGAAGGAUUUCUGCUGUUCAUACUGGCUUAGAAGACAGCGACUGUAUUACACCUUCUAAAAGAAAAAGGAAGAUGGCUGAUGGAUCUGAUUCUUCUGGAGUAAAUGCAAGUAAAGAUGUCUGCACUGUGGUUGAUACCGGCUCGGCUUUGCCAUCUGGGUGUACAGGAAAUGUUUCGGUUGAAACAUGUGGUAUCUGUUUCAAGCGACAAAGGGUAGACAAUGAUCCAAUGAAGCAGGAAAGUUGCUCUUGUGGAACAAAAUUGAAUCAGGAGUUUUCUGGUGGUGCAAAUAAGCAGAAGGAGUUGUCUGCAGAUCUCCAAUCAAAUGGUGAAGAAAAUAGUCAAAAUACUUGCCUCAUUUGCACUUUUGGAGGGAAGCUCUUGUGCUGUGAUGGAAAAGGAUGCAAGAGAAGCUAUCAUCUUUCUUGUCUAGAUCCUCCUAUGAAUGAUGCUCCUAUUGGAGUCUGGCACUGUUCUGUGUGUGUUCAGAAAAAGAUAGAAUCCAGAAUACUAUCUAUAUCAGAUGGACCAGAGUCACUCAGAAAUGCUAGAAAUCUGGAGGUAUCAGAUGCCGAUGGUAUGAAUUCUUCCAGGUUUAUAGAGUACUGGGUUCCUGUAGAGAUAUCAAAUGUUCAGCGAGAGCUAUACUGUGAAAAGCUACUGUUAAAUCCCUCAUUGCUUCACUUAUCUUCAUCAAAAGAUCUUGUUGGAGCACUCCCUGAUCUACUUAGAUCUACCCGAAAGUGCUGUGAUCACCCUUACAUUGAGGAAGCAUCUUUACAAGAGAAAGUUAUGGAAUUUGAAGGCCUUCAAGCAAUUGACAGUUUCGAAGUAAAAAAGAAAGCAAUGUUGGAUGCAGGAAUAAAGGCAAGUGGCAAGCUUCAGCUUCUUGACAUGAUGCUUAUGGAGAUAAAGAAUAGAGGUCUAAGAGCUCUAAUCCUAUUUCAGUCAACAGGUGGUCUGGGAAUUUUGAUAGGAGAUAUAUUGGAUGAUUUCCUGCGUCAAAGGUAUGGUGAAGACUCUUAUGAACGAGUUGAACAGGGUGUUGUUCCUGCUAAGAAAGGUGAGGCAAUGGACAAGUUUAACAAUAAGGACUGUGGUAGGUUUGUGUUUUUAUUGGAGACUCGUGCCUGUCGUUCCAGCAUCAAACUAUCAUCAGUUGAUACUAUUAUUAUAUUUGGUAGUGACUGGAACCCAGUGAAUGAUGUAAGAGCCUUGCAAAAGAUAUCAAUCGAUUCACAGUUUGAGCAGAUAAAAGUAUUUCGCUUAUAUUCAACUUGUACCAUAGAGGAGAAAGUUCUGAUUCUGGCAAAGGAGGAGAAGAUUCUUGAUAGCUAUCUGCAUAAUAUUACCAAGUAUAAUUGUCAGUUGCUACUUUCGUGGGGUGCACCUUAUCAAUUUGUUAAACUGAAUGAGUUCCAUGGAAACAACUCGCCAGGCUCCAGUGUAACACCUCUGAAAGAUGUCAUCCAGGAAUUUGUAUCCCUACUUCCUCAGGAUGCCAAAAACAGUGGCUUCAGUGGUUUCUCUGUUAUCACAAGAGCUCAUCAAACAGGAGGAGGUUACAGUGCGAAGACUAUCUUGUUUGGUGAAUUGAAAUGUCAACAUAUGGGUGAUGGGAAACCACUUAGUUUUUGGUUAAAACUGUGGGAGGGAAAGCAUCCUCAGUGGAAAUAUUGUAUUGGUUUGUCUCAGAGGAACAGAAAAAGGGUAAAACAUACUGACGAACUAUCAAAGAAACCACAAGUUGAAAGUGAUGAAGCUGUAAAGAAACGGAAGAAGGUGGGAAAUAGUAAUAACGACUCGGCCAAUUUAAAGCCUGGAUUUGAGGGAAAAUCAACUCCUGUGUCUGAGGAUGGAGCUUCUGUAACUCGAGCAGACCAUGUGCCUCGCUCUUCUUCUAGGUUAUCUGCUUUUGUAGAUAAUGAAAGCAUUUUAGCAAUACCAGAAAGUGACAAUUCUGAGGAGAGAAGGAAAGUGCUUGAUGCACAGAAGAGUCUGCAUCUUCAUUUGAAGCCUGAGAUAUCAAAACUUUGUGGGAUCCUACAAUUCUCAGAGCUUCACAAGGUUUGGGUUGAAAAGUUUCUUGAAUAUGUAGUGAAGAAUCACAAUGUUAAUAGAGAAUCAGCAACCAUAUUGCAGGCAUUUCAGAUAUCUGUGUGUUGGACUGUGGCUUCAAUUCUGAAGCACAAAGUCGACCACAAAGAAUCGUUUGCACUUACAAAGCGGCAUCUUAGCUUCAAUUGCCAAAAGGAAGAGGUGGAUCGUGUUUAUUCAAUGUUGCGGUGUCUGAAGAAAACGUUUCUAUACCGUACAGGGAAUUUUAAGGCUGCAGAUUCUCCAAAUUUUUCUGAACUUCCAAAUAAUGGUACAAUUUCAAACUUGCAGGGGGUCAAAUCAGGUGUUGAAGACUAUCAGAUAUAUUUAGUGAAAAAGGAUCUCUCAAAAUGCAUCAAUGAAAUUCAGAAAAAGUUUGAGAAGAAGAUGAAAAAACUUCUUGAGAAACAAUGUGAAGAGAGAAGUCGAGUUUUGAAAUUUCUCGAGUUGGAAAAGGAGCAACUUGAAAAGAAGCACAAAAUAGAGUUGGCUGUAAAUCGAAUUGCUUCAGUGAGUGCAGAUAGACUGAGGAUCAUGGAAACUGACUUUGAAAAGGAAAUUGAAGAGCAUAAACACCGAGUGGACAUACAAUUGCAAGUUCUUGAGAAAUUACAGCUGGAAGCAAGGCUUAAGCUCAAAGAGAAAGAAAACCUACGAGUAGAGGAUGUGCAAAAUUGGGUUCGUGAUGAGUUAUUGAAUAGGUCACCUUCAAAUGCACCUGAUGAGAUUGUAGCGUGUACCAGUCCUGUUGCAACAGUCACAACUCCAACUGGACCCAUUAUUCCAAAUGGUGCACUUGAUCCAAUGAAUUCUGAGGUUUUUUAUUUCAGUGGGAAAUACAAGAAUAGCAUUUCUGGUGAUAAUCAAGCAAAUGUUGCUUCUGUGAUUCCUUGUGCCAAAGAGCUGAUGACUAAUGGAGGCACAUCAGAAAAUGGAGAGGCUCUGCUGGAUGUCCCGGAAUUCUGCUCUAGCAAAGUUGUCACCCCCGGUCUUCCUUCUUUUGAGGAAAGGAUUGACAAGUCUGACAAAUUACCCAUUCGUGAUAGGGAUGUUGGAGCGGAAGAUCUUGUAACUGUCGGUUCAACUGAUGGUCCACUGACUCAUUCUGGUACAGAACAGUAUCCUCAUGGGGCUGCAUUAAGCAUGCCUGACAGAGAGGCUCCACUAGAAUUGCAUGAGACUGUCAGUUCGAUUCAUGGUGUGCAUAAUGUUGGGUCUGUGAGCCCAUGUGCAUCUGAAGAACAAAUCCGUGUAGUAACAGUAAAUAUACCAGGUAAUGAGGUUGAGUCGGCAGUGGUUGCAACUGUCAGUUCCAAUGAUGCUGUGAGGAAUCUUCUCAAUAGGGUUCCAACUUCAUCUGAACAAAUGAUUGUUGAAAAUCCUACAGAAACAGAGAGCGGUGAAGUGCUUUUUACUGCAUCUGAUGUUGUAACUGGGUUCAACCAGCAGAAAGGAGUUGAUAACGAGUUAUCUUCAGCUGCUCAAUCGGUUGCAAAUAUAGAGUCUGAGCAGUCAGACCAUGAACUGGCCACCAAUAUGCCUGGAGGACCAUCCUCUGAGACACCAGACCCUAGUCCUCAGGUUUCUUCAGCUGCUGGUGAGAACAGAGUCCAAGAUACUGUAUUGGCCACAUCGUUUACAGGGCACGAUGGAAAUGCACAAGCUUGCGAAAAGCAUAUUACUUGCCUACCAGUUGAAAAUUUAGCAUCGCAAAAUGUUGUGAUCAGAGCAUCUGAUCAAUCUGAUCAUGAAGAGUUGGUGGUGCAGUUAUCUAAUAGAAAUGAAUUAUCUUCAGCUUGUGAACAUCAAAGAAUUGAAAAUCAAGACAGUGGUAUUCUGUUAGCCACUUCUGCUACGGUACAAGGUGGAGAUGGAGAUGGACGAGCUACUGGGAACCAGAUUACAUGCCAACCACUUGAAAAUCCAGUAUCCCAAUCUGUUGCCAUUGUAGAAUCUGAUCAAGCAGUGCCAACCAAUGCAGCUUUAGUACAACUGCAGCUUCCUCCUGAGUCUGCAGCUGGUGGAAUUGAAAUUCAGCCAAGAAGGGAAGACCACACUUCUAACCAAGUUUCUCAUGCUCCAAUGCAACGUGUGGAGACGUAUUCUAAUCAAUCAACUGAAACUACUUUGCCGCCUGCAUCAAGUCUUUCCUUACAUCAGCCCAUUGAUAUACCUACAAAUGGAUUUGGGCUGCCUUGUUCAGACACACGGGCUACUUCUGCAACUAAUAGUCGUCCUAUUCAUGCUGCUCCCCAAGGGACGCUAAGGAUGCCUCACUAUUCAUACCCUGACCCACUUCAAAAUGAACUGGAAAGAUUGAAUAAAGAAAUGGAACAAAACAUUAAGUCUCAUGAAGAUAAGAAGCUGCAUCUGAAAUCUGAUUACGACAAGAAAAUAGAGGAGGCUGUUGCUGAACUUCAUCGGCAGUGUGAGACUAAACUUCAGAAGGAAGAAGCCGAAUUUCAACAUAAACAGAAGGAACUUGAUGCAAAUCACAACAAAGUUUUAAUGAAUAAGAUUUUGGCUGAGGCUUUCAGGUCUAAAUGUAUGGAUCUUAGAGCAUCAAAUGUGUGCGGAGUGCAGCAAGAUGGAAAUUCUACUUUCAUCCAGCAGCUUGUUCAGUUCACUAUGCAGCAAAAUGCACAGAGGCCUUCUUCAGUUUCUAAUUCAUCAUCGACCAGCCUUCCUGCAGCUAGCCUGCAGACUUCUAUUUCACCCUCACCCAGCCACCAGGCUUCUAUUGUUCCGAUGCUCAACAUGCAGACUUCUAGUGCACCCAGCCUGCAAACGACCCUACCUGCAUCUGCAAUUGCACCCAGUCAACAUUACACGGCUCCAAUCAUGCAGACUGUUCCACUUUCACAUGCUUCUCCGUCCAUUCCAGCAAGACCCCCUCACAUUGGUACCUUCUCUGGCUCCACAGGAAUCCCCCAAGGUGGAGGUCAGAUUCGUUCCCCAGCCCCGCAUCUCCAACCAUUUAGGCCUUCAACAUCCGUUGCAGGGACCAGUCCUCUGUUUCAGCAAGGGGGGAUGUCAAAUCCCCAUUCGCAUAGCAACUCCCUAGCAACUUCUCCAUCACUUCCUCAUAUGCCUCAAAUGCCAGCUCCCACACAACAAACUGUUCCCUCUAGUGGGGUCCAACAUGUUGAAAGUGCAGGAGAUAGCGCAGCGCCUAAUUCUGCAUCUGCGUUGAAGUUGCUUAUGGAUAUGGAGAAACGUUCUGGUGCAAAUCGACAAGGUGGUUUGUUGUCACUGCCGGCUUUAGAUUCAUUGAACCCUCCCGGUCCUGUUUUUGUGAGUAGUGCCUCUGCCAACCCAGUAAAUACAGGUGGAAUUCAUGACAUAGUUUGUUUAUCGGACGAUGACUAACCAGUCAUUAGAUUUGGGUUCUAAAUUCCUCAUAAUGUCAUUACUCUCCAUGUGUCCUUGGUGCUCUAGGUUAUAGGGUAGGGUUGGGAUAUGGCAUAGGAGAAUUUUAGAAGAUGUAACUAGGAACAAUGCUAAUUUUGUUCUAAUUAUUGUAAUAUAGAAACUAGAUAGUCAUGUUCAUCUUGCAAAACCAGGCUCAUAAAAGGGUUGGGUGGGGUUCGAUAAAGCUUUGCUAUCAAAGCAGUGAUUCACAGAAUUGUCAAACAAAGACCAACUUUGAGAGAAACGUGAUUUUCUCUUCACCUUCCCCUCGGAACCAAAGUUCUGCUUCUAGCUCUACAGAUUGCCUUUUCUUCAAGUUUCAAGAGUGCUAUAUUCAAUUAUACAAGUAGCUGGUCGAGUCAAAGUAUAUCAGGAGCGAGAUAUCAGAAAGAUCAGUUUUCUCAAAACGGUCUUCAAUGGGGAGAGGAUUGUAGUUCAAGUUAUCCUCAAAUGCAGAAACUGGUGCAAGUCUUUGUAAUUGAUGCAAUUGUCACUGCACAAUAGAAAUGAUUCAACUUGUAAAUAGGUGACUCAGUUGGCUGUGAUUCUUUUGGACAUGAAUUGGCUGUAAUUUAUUAAAACCGGCAAAGAUAUAGUAUUACCAAGAUCAGAGGAGAUCAAAUGAUGUUCUGCAUUUGUUACUUUUC
Messenger RNA from Fragaria vesca subsp. vesca, 7009 nucleotides. RefSeq names its product helicase protein MOM1-like. Bases 168 to 6320 code for a protein of 2050 amino acids. Lineage: Eukaryota; Viridiplantae; Streptophyta; Magnoliopsida; Rosales; Rosaceae. Gene Ontology annotation, biological process: heterochromatin formation. The record is from RefSeq and is a predicted model, not a curated record. The transcript has 15 exons.